AUGGCGUGUGGAUCUGUGGAUCCUCACGGUCUUCUCCCGUCAUCAGUUCUUUCUGCCCGGUUGGACAGUCUGCCAUAUGAUGAAGCGCCCUGGUUCUGGUCCUGUGGUCAGACUAAUAUAACUUGCAAGAUGGUAAAUGGAAAGAUGGUGGAGGUGGGGCAGUGGCCAUGGCAGGUAAGCAUCCUUUUUCUGGGAAUAUAUGUCUGCAGUGGUUCCAUCAUCCACCACCAAUGGAUUCUCACAGCUGCGCACUGCUUACAAAGAUCCAAGAACCCGGCCAACUACACUGUGAAGGUGGGAGUCCAGCACCUCCCAGACAACAGCACCUCAGCACUCCUAGUCAAUAGCAUCAUGAUUCACGAGAACUUCAACAAUCAAAUGUCUCAGGACAUUGCCAUCCUGAAGCUCAAGUACCCUCUCUCCUGGUCCCCUCUUGUCCAGCCGGUCUGUCUCCCCACCAGCAAUUUCAAGCCAACUGUUGGCACCAUGUGCUGGGUCAUCGGGUGGGGACAAGACAAGACUAAAGAGUCCUCAAAGGGUCCUUACAGUCUCCAGGGCUUGGCUGUCAGGAUCAUGAACAACGAGAUCUGCAAUCAUCGGUACCAGUUCCUCCUGACAAAGAGCCAGAAGACCUUCAUUGGGAAUGACAUGCUGUGUACGAGCUCAGAAUGGGGCCUGGACACUUGUCAGGAUACCUCCGGCAGCUCCCUGGUUUGCCAGAUAAACAACACCUGGAUCCAGAUGGGAGUGGUGAGCUGGAACUUUGGCUGUGGCGGUCGCCAAUUCCCAAGCAUCUACACCAGCACCUCCCACUUCACCCACUGGAUCAAGAGACAAAUCAGUGACAUGAGAUUCACCAGUAUGGCUGUCCCUCCCUUCCUGAGCCCGCUGAUCCUCACUGGCUACAUUCUGCUGGUAUCCUUGGGCUCCCUGUGGCUCUUGUGA
This is a messenger RNA of Psammomys obesus (fat sand rat), 945 nucleotides long. Its product is annotated as serine protease 46-like. The transcript has 5 exons. The coding region runs from base 1 to 945 and encodes 314 amino acids. The record is from RefSeq and is a predicted model, not a curated record. Gene Ontology annotation, biological process: proteolysis. Lineage: Eukaryota; Metazoa; Chordata; Mammalia; Rodentia; Muridae. Gene Ontology annotation, molecular function: serine-type endopeptidase activity.